CCCAUCCCAACUGCUCUCGAGCGUCUCGCGAUAACUCAAAGCGCAGCCUCUAUACUUCACCUAGAGGCUAUAGCGCGACUGUUUCAGCUUUGCAGUAAAACCGAGCCCGAGGCUCACAACCGCCAAAAUGGCCAACCAGACUCCCGCCGUUGUCAUGGACAACGGUACGGGUUUUUCAAAACUAGGUUUCGCCGGCAAUGAUUCACCUUCGUUUGUCUUUCCCACGGCUAUCGCGACAAAGUCAGCCGGAGGAGCAUCUGGUGGCACUGGUUCCGGUCGGCCAGCUGUUGCCAACAAGCCUAGCUUCCUCACUGGCGGUGCUGGUCCUGGCGGCCACCUCUCGGGCAAACGAGGCACCGAAGAUCUCGAUUUCUUCAUUGGCGACGAGGCCCUUGCUGCCUCAUCCGGACCCGGUUAUGGACUCCAUUACCCAAUCCGACAUGGACAAAUAGAGAACUGGGACCACAUGGAACGCUUCUGGUCAAACUCCAUCUUCAAGUACCUACGCGUAGAACCUGAGGAUCACUUCUUCUUGCUCACUGAGCCGCCUUUGAACCCUCCAGAGAACCGCGAGAAUACGGCCGAAAUCUUCUUCGAGUCCUUUAACUGCGCAGGACUUUAUAUUGCGGUGCAAGCCGUUUUGGCCCUCGCCGCCUCGUGGACGUCGUCAAAGGUCCACGACCGCUCUCUUACUGGCACUGUCAUCGAUUCAGGAGACGGUGUUACGCACGUCAUCCCCGUUGCAGAGGGUUAUGUCAUCGGCUCUUCGAUCAAGUCGAUCCCCAUCGCUGGACGCGACAUCACCUACUUUGUCCAGUCGCUGCUUCGUGACCGAGGCGAGCCAGACUCGUCCCUCAAAACCGCCCAGGAGAUCAAGGAGGAGUACUGUUACGUGUGCCCUGACAUUGUCAAGGAGUUCACCAAGUUCGACCGUGACCGAAGCCGGUUUGCCCGUCAUGUCGUGAGCCAGCCAGGCGGCAGGGAAGUUUCGGUCGACGUAGGAUACGAGCGUUUCCUCGCCCCCGAGAUAUUCUUCAACCCCGAAAUUUACAGCUCGGAUUUCUUGACGCCGCUGCCAGUGGUUGUGGACGGAGUGAUCCAGUCGUCGCCCAUUGAUGUCCGCAGGGGGCUGUACAAGAACAUUGUUUUGUCGGGUGGUAGCACUCUGUACAAGGACUUUGGUCGCAGAUUACAGCGUGAUAUCAAGCAGCUGGUGGACGCACGGAUUCGUGCAAGCGAGAUGCGCAGCGGUGGUGCCAAGAGUGGUGGACUUGAAGUCCAGGUUAUCACACACAAAAGGCAACGCCACGGACCCUGGUUCGGUGGUAGCUUGCUGGGACAGACGCCCGAAUUCAGGUCGUAUUGCCAUACUAAGGCUGAGUACCAAGAAUAUGGGCCUGGAAUCGUACGAAGGUUUGCUCUGCUGGGCGGCCCAGGAGGAUCGUAAAGGACUGUUAGUCUUUAUUGAGCUUGAAGCUACGAUUGAACAGAAGGUCGGAGAGGGGUUACGAUAUCAGUACGAUGUUAAAAAUCAACAAAGCGGCAGUGAUGUUACUCGAGUCUUUGCUGCAAAAUUGAAACGUAUAUCAGGAACAAACCGAUGGAGAUGGCAUGUUGAAGCUAUGAAAUCAACGGACUUGGAACUUCAGGAGAUACCACUAUCGCUGCAUGGGCGACUAUAUUGGCUCCGGUAUCGGCAUCGUGGACUUUCUGAAGACGUCUAUAUCCAAGAAAAGAUGUGUACAUAAAUCAGUUCUUACCGUGUUGAUUAAAACGGACGCUCGAAACGUC
Molecule: messenger RNA, 1791 nt
Organism: Pyricularia grisea
Lineage: Eukaryota; Fungi; Ascomycota; Sordariomycetes; Magnaporthales; Pyriculariaceae
Exons: 7
Coding region: 128-1447 (439 amino acids)
Biological process (GO): Arp2/3 complex-mediated actin nucleation
Cellular component (GO): actin cortical patch; Arp2/3 protein complex
Molecular function (GO): actin filament binding
Source: RefSeq, a predicted model, not a curated record